AUGGCCGCCAGGGACUGUAACGGUUGCAAAAGUCAUGGCCAGACGUUUCCAUCGGGCGUUAAGUACUGCGUUGAGAGAGUCAAGGAGGGACGGGAUUCGAUACUGUGCACGGCAGCUCUUCUUGGACACACAAACUGCGUCAGGAUCCUCGUUGAAUACAGAGGCGCAGACGUCGAAGAACUGGGCUCAGUUUCUACUGGAGGGCCUCUUCUGUCUGGUGUUAGUCCUUUAUGGUGCGCUGCUUUCGAAGAGCAUUACUGGGUUGUCGCCUAUCUCCUUUCUAAAGGCGCCAAUCCAAAUGGCGAUACGAGUUUCUACAUCACUCCAUUGCAAGCAGUUUGUGAGCUAGGGUACUUCCAUAUUGUCAGACUUCUUGUGGAACACGGGGCCUACAUCGAUGCUGCUGAUAACCGCGCUGUCACUUGUCUGAUGCUUGCUUCCUUCGGCGGCCAUUUGGAAAUCGUGAAGUACCUUUUGGAAGUGGGCGCUGAUGUGAACAGCAAAAACAUAGAGGGCGAAAGCGCGCUCCACGCUUGCGCAAAGGAAGGACAUUUGGAAGUAAUGAAACUGUUGCUGGAACACAACGCUUGGAUGGGUGCCGACUAUUUCUGGUACGUCAAUGGCGAACUCAUUCAUCCAAAAACCCAGGAUAAUUUCUCUUGUCCUUCAGAUGGGGACUUCAGUGAAGUCAACACCUUAGAGGAAUUAGAAAAAUUUGAGGAAAUUGAAGAUCCGGAUCUGCCUAUGCCUGCCACUCCCAGAGCGGAAGUCGUGAACCUUCUGCUAGAGACUGGCUCUGAUCCCAGUGCCACAGACAACGAAGGUAACACACCUCUCCACGCAAUUGCCAAGAACGAAGAGUGUCCCAAAGGUAUAGUAGACGCCCUCUUGUCAAGAGGGGCUCACUUAGAUGCUAAGAAUGGUCAGGGCCAGACGUUCGCAUCCUUGAGAGCUGACCAAGGGCAGCCAGUAUCUCAGUAA
Macrobrachium nipponense is the source of this 981-nucleotide messenger RNA. RefSeq names its product protein fem-1 homolog A-like. The coding region runs from base 1 to 981 and encodes 326 amino acids. The record is from RefSeq and is a predicted model, not a curated record. Gene Ontology annotation, molecular function: protein binding. Lineage: Eukaryota; Metazoa; Arthropoda; Malacostraca; Decapoda; Palaemonidae. The transcript is spliced from 6 exons.